AUGUCUAGAAUUCCUACCAAAAAACCCAACUUUCUCAUAAUUCUUGCCGACGAUCUCGGUUUUUCAGACCCAGGCUGUUUCGGUGGGGAGAUCAGAACUCCGAAUAUUGAUCGCCUGGCCAAAGAUGGAGUUCGAUUCACGAAUUUCCACGCUGCAGCGGCGUGCUCUCCAACUAGAGCGAUGAUUAUGACAGGGACAGACCAUCAUAUUGCGGGUUUGGGAAACCUAAUUGAGUGGUCAAAGGCUUCAGCUCAAGCUGCUGGGAAGGGAAAAGUUGUUUCUACCGCUCCACAGAGAGGUAUGCCUGGUUAUGAGGGUUAUCUCAACGAGAAAGUAGUUGCCCUGCCUGAAAUCCUGAAAGAGGGCGGUUACGAAACUUUCAUGGCUGGGAAGUGGCAUCUCGGAAGCACCAAAGAGAGGUCGCCAACGACUCGUGGCUUUGAAAAGUCCGUGGGCAUGCUCGCGGGAUGCUGUAACCAUUACGCAUACCAACCUCCGGGAUCUGAGAACGACAUGCCUGGAUUCAUGCAGACGAGCCACAUCGCCGUGCACUUGGAAGAUAACGAAUACCUAAAGGAGCUGCCGAGCGAUUGGUACUCAUCCGAUUACUAUGCAGACAGAAUGGUUACUUACCUCAAAGACCGCGAUACGGAGCGCCCAUUCUUUGGAUACCUUCCAUUCACGGCUCCCCACUGGCCGCUUCAAGCUCCCCCGGAGCUCGUUGCGAAUUACCGCGAUGUUUACAAGGACGGACCGGAAGCGCUGCGCCAAUCUCGUCUUGCUAAAAUGAUUGAGCUGGGCCUUAUGGAUCCCAAGACAGUUCCACAUCCAGUUAUUGCCGACGAAAAUGAGGAGUGGGAAGAAAUGAGUGAUGAGUCUAAGGCAAAGUCGAGCCGCGCCAUGGAGGCAUUCUCGGGAAUGGUUGAGUCCAUGGAUAUCAACAUUGGCAAAGUUCUUGACGAGCUGGAGAAGCAAGGCGAGCUUGACAAUACAUUUGUUAUGUUCCUCAGCGACAAUGGAGCCGAAGGUGCAGCAUAUGAGGCGUAUCCGAUGAUCCGAGGACCACUGUUAGAGCAUCUUGACAAGUACUACGACAACAGCCUAGAGAACAUCGGAAACGCCAACUCAUUCGUUUGGUACGGGCCCCGCUGGGCACAGGCGUCCACCGCACCCUCAAGGUUGUACAAGGCGUACCCAACAGAAGGAGGUGUCCGUGUACCCUGCGUUGCGCGCUACCCUGGAUUCAAGAACGGCGAGACAGUAGAUGCAUUUGCAACUGUUAUGGAUAUUGCGCCCACGAUCCUUGAGAUGGCCGGGUUAUCGCAUCCUGCCCCGGAAUGGUUAGGCCGAGAAGUCGUGCCGAUGCGAGGCGCAUCUAUGAGUGCCUGGGGAACGGGAACCGCUGAGAGGAUCCACGAGGAAGAGUUCGUCCAGGGUUGGGAACUCCUCGGACGCGGCGCCAUCCGCAGAGGAGACUGGAAGGCAGUCUUCAUCCCUAAGCCGAAGGGAACCGAGAAGUGGCAGUUAUACAAUCUCAAAACUGACCCUGGAGAGGUAAACGAUCUCGCGGACGAGAACCCGAAGUUAUUACAGGAGCUGCUCGUGCUUUGGGACAACUAUGUGCUUGAAAAUGGGGUUAUUCCAUUGCAGCCUGAGCUGGGUGAGUAUAUUGAGGCAUUGGAUGAGCAGAUGACUGAGAAGGGAUGGAUGGAGUACGAAUUCUGGCAACCGGGGGCGAUCCAGAACCCAGAUAAAUUUAUCACGAACCCACCACGGUUCCCAAGGGUAGACAGAAAGGCGACUGUAGCAGCUACAUUCGCAUCUCAGCUUGCCACAUAA
Pseudogymnoascus verrucosus is the source of this 1839-nucleotide messenger RNA. RefSeq lists its product as uncharacterized. The transcript has 7 exons. The record is from RefSeq and is a predicted model, not a curated record. Gene Ontology annotation, molecular function: arylsulfatase activity. Bases 1 to 1839 code for a protein of 612 amino acids. NCBI's taxonomy places the organism in Eukaryota, Fungi, Ascomycota, Leotiomycetes, Thelebolales, Thelebolaceae.